Molecule: messenger RNA, 330 nt
Organism: Mesocestoides corti
Lineage: Eukaryota; Metazoa; Platyhelminthes; Cestoda; Cyclophyllidea; Mesocestoididae
Source: the annotation of a GenBank genome assembly
AUGCGAGAACAACUGUUUUGCGGCCGUUUCAACUCCUCUGUUGCUCCCUGCACAACGCCAAGUCGAAGUCGACGUGUGCUGACGGAUAUCUACGCUCUCUCGCUCUCAAACACACUGGGCUAUCCCAAGUACAGAAGUCGGAUUGUAGGUAGACACCACGACGACACGGCUGUUUACUCGAUGACUCAGACCCCUUGUGUGUUGUGUCUGAGCAAAUAUGAUGUCCUGAAUGCACACGAGCUCAAGGAGACGGCAAAAGGAAUUACCAUAGUGACCACGUUACGAGUGAAGACUCAGCAGCUUCGUGUUGAUUUCAAUGGUGUACAUUAG